UAGCACUCAAGUCACAAGAUGCUCACACUGUGGCCAUUGUACAGGACUGUCGCACACCGAGGCUGGGAUCACAGUACACCAGGAAUAGUAUUGAAAAUGGGGAACGUUUUUGCAGCCAGUUCUCCCGCGCCCCCCCUGGCAGGUACCCCUCCUGGCCCUGGAUUAUUAACUGUCCCUCCUGGAUUCACAAUGCCCCCUGUGUCAGGCCUGGGUCCAGCUGCAGAGAAGAAAGAACCUCAGGAAGAGGGGUUACCGAAUCCCGGCACUUUUGAGGAGUGUCAUCGCAAGUGUAAAGAAUUAUUCCCCAUUCAGAUGGAAGGCGUGAAACUGACUGUAAAUAAGGGGCUGAGUAACUAUUUCCAGGUGAAUCACACAAUCGCACUCAGUACUGUCGGCGACUCAAAUUACCAUUUUGGAGCAACCUACGUGGGAACAAAGCAGCUAAGCCCAACAGAGGCAUUCCCAGUUUUAGUAGGAGAUGUGGAUAACAACGGCAGUCUCAAUGCACAGAUAAUCCAUCAAAUAUCUAAACAUAUCAGAACAAAGAUUGCUUUACAGACUCAGCAGUCAAAGUUUGUGAACUGGCAGUUGGAUACAGAAUACAGAGGAGACGAUUUCACAGCCGCAGUCACCAUGGGCAACCCAGACAUAUUGGUGGGAUCCGGUAUUGUGGUAGCUCACUACCUGCAGAGCAUUACUCCCAGUCUGGCACUAGGAGGGGAACUUGUCUACCACCGGCGUCCCGGGGAGGAGGGAACGGUUAUAUCUUUGGCAGGAAGAUACACAGCUUCCAAUUGGACGGCAACGCUAACCCUGGGUCAGGCGGGAGCACAUGCAACGUAUUACCAUAAAGCCAAUGACCAGCUGCAAUUAGGAGUAGAGUUUGAAGCCAGCGCUCGGAUGCAGGACACAAGCGUCUCCUUUGGUUACCAGCUGGACCUCCCCAAAGCCAACCUGCUCUUUAAAGGUUCGGUGGACAGUAACUGGAUAGUUGGGGCCACUUUAGAAAAGAAGCUUCCUCCGCUGCCACUUACACUAGCCAUGGGAGCCUUCCUCAACCACAAGAAGAACAAAUUCCAGUGUGGCUUUGGCCUGACCAUCGGUUAACAUGGGCGGUCCUGUGCACAGCUUGUGGUCUCCCCUCCACACCUGGACAUGUGGCCUUUCCCUCUGCUUCCUGACAGCAGUACCCCUGGCUCCUGAACUUGCUCUUCCUCCCCAAACUCCUGCCAUGCACAUUUUUAUAACGUUUAUUUUAUCGUUGGGGUAGGGAGGCAAUGUAGGAGGUGUCUGACUUUUCCAGUAUUUAAUGUAGGUACCUAGAAUGGAGAGGAGACCAGUCCUGUCUUUGCCCCUUCUCUCGCCUCCCUGUUGAGUGUCGUCUCUCUGUGUUUAUUCGAUUUAGGAAGGGCUGUCCUUCCCCUGCUGUAGUCUUUGAUUUGGGAAUUGGCCCUUCAGAAUUGUUUUAUUUCAUCUCCAUCGCUUUAUAAGCCAUUAAUUUGGUCUUCUCCAGGAUCUUUGGGCUGUGAAUGUAUCUUGUUUUCAACCUAUGAUUGAGAUUUCUGCUGUCCCCGUAUUUGUUUCUGCUGUAGCUUCUGGGGGAGGGAGGGGAGGCGUCAUGUCUAGGGGAGGGUCUAUUCUGGGAUUUGCCUGAGACCUGUGUCCUCAUAGACCUUGUGCUGCUGUCAGAGGGGGUAGUGGCCCGAUUUCCCUCCUUAGGAGCGUGGAUGUAAAUCAUGUUUAUAAGUUAUAAAAGAAUAUUGACAUGAGUAUUUUACACAAAACAGACCUGGAGCCCAAAGCGGAGUCCUAACCGGGCAGGCACUGCACCAAUAAAGUGACUUUGGCAACGGGCUCACA
This is a messenger RNA of Pseudophryne corroboree (corroboree frog), 1860 nucleotides long. RefSeq names its product translocase of outer mitochondrial membrane 40 (gene TOMM40). The coding region runs from base 19 to 1107 and encodes 362 amino acids. Gene Ontology annotation, molecular function: transmembrane protein transporter activity. Gene Ontology annotation, cellular component: mitochondrial outer membrane; mitochondrial outer membrane translocase complex. The record is from RefSeq and is a predicted model, not a curated record. The transcript is spliced from 10 exons. Lineage: Eukaryota; Metazoa; Chordata; Amphibia; Anura; Myobatrachidae. Gene Ontology annotation, biological process: protein import into mitochondrial matrix.